Malaya genurostris is the source of this 2159-nucleotide messenger RNA. Its product is annotated as probable 4-coumarate--CoA ligase 1. Bases 139 to 1749 code for a protein of 536 amino acids. Gene Ontology annotation, molecular function: long-chain fatty acid-CoA ligase activity. Gene Ontology annotation, biological process: long-chain fatty acid metabolic process; fatty-acyl-CoA biosynthetic process. NCBI's taxonomy places the organism in Eukaryota, Metazoa, Arthropoda, Insecta, Diptera, Culicidae. The record is from RefSeq and is a predicted model, not a curated record. The transcript has 2 exons.
AGUUUCCUUUUAGUGGCGUAACCAUGAAUUGUAAAAUUUGGCUUCAAGAGCAAAGAAGAUAAAUACGGCGCCUACAGCUGUAACCCUGCUCAGUCACAAUCAAAUAGUUAACAACGAAAAACCGUCACCGAGACCGAGAUGAGACUGAUUCGAGGAGUUUCGACGUUUUACGAUCCGACGCGUAAAAUAUGGAGCGACCUCCGGAUGUUGGAUCGCAACUCGGACAAAGUGCUUCAAAUCAGUGCCGAUGAUGAUGGUCGGGAAGUCACCGGAUCCGAGUUACUUCUCCGAACGAUUCGCAUUGCGCAAAACUUGCUCCGGAAGGAACUCGUUGACUGUGCUGAUAAGAAUUGUCUUGUGGCGAUGGCCGUCCGCAACGGAGAACACACGGCUCCGGUGUUGUUUGCCUGUUUUGCCUUGGGAAUUCCGGUGAAUACUUUGGAUCCGUCCUUUCAAAGGGAUGACUUCGCGCACAUGUUGGAGACUGUUCGUCCGAAAUUGAUAUUUUGUGAUGCCGAAACCUUGGAAGAAAUGCGUGCCGCUUGUGAACUGGCGAAAAUUGCCCCCAAGAUAGUUGUGAUGGGUGAAAAGGUUUCGGGAUUUGAUCACGUAGAGGAUUUACUGCUCGCAACCGAGGACGAGGAGAACUUCGUACCGGUUCAUUUCGAAGAUCCUGCGAAACAACUAGCAAUACUCGUGUGCUCUUCCGGAACAACCGGCCGGUCCAAGGCAGUCGGUUUGUCCCACGCGAUCUGCAUCGCUCAUGUUGUGAACUUUUUGGAGUGUAGACCCUCGGAUAGGUUGUUUGCAUUUAGUUCCCUCUACUGGCUGUCGGGGCUGGUCGUACUUCUAAUGGGCUCGAUUUGGGGAGCAACUCGGAUCAUAACCCGGCGUGGAUUUUCCUCGGCUCUUGCAAUAGAAAUCGUUGAGCGCUUCCAAGUUACUGUCGCACUAUAUCCACCUUCUCAGGUGAAUGCGAUCAUCGCGGAUCCAACGGCAAACUCCGAGAGCUUCGACAGUAUGCGACUAGCUUUCAGCGGAGGUGGAGCGGUUUCCACAACGUUGAAGCGACAGCUGGACAAGCUACUUCCGGGCAGGUCGUCGGAGAUUGCGUAUGGAUUUUCGGAAAUUGGCUUUUCGGUUGCAUUCACGAUCAAUUCACCACCCCGGAAGAAUGUAGCAGAAAUUUACCGGGAAGGUGCAGUUGGAUUUCUGCAGGCUGGAACGGAAGUGAAGAUCGUGGACGACCAUGGGAAAUUGCUUGGGAUCGAUCAGGAAGGAGAGAUUCUGGUGAAAGCGAGGUAUGCCUUUUUGGGAUACUAUGGGAAUGAUGAGGCCACCGGUAUAAUGAUGGACUCGGAAGGAUGGUUGCAUAGCGGAGAUAUCGGUCGAUUCGACAAAGACGGUCUGCUGUACAUCGUCGACCGGAAGAAGGACAUAAUAAAGUACGGAAAUUAUCAAGUCUCGCCGAGUGAGAUCGAAAAUGUCGUACUGAGUGUUCCCGGAGUGGUCAGCGUCUGCGUAGUAGGGAUUCCUGUUGAAGGCAAUGAUCUAGCCGCUGCGCUGGUUGUUCCAACUGAUAGCAACUGUUCGUCGGAUGAAGUCCUGAGAGCGGUAGAACAGAAGCUGCCCAGCUACAAACACUUAAGGGGAGGAGUCUACUUCACGGACAAAUUGCCUAUGACAUCAUCUGGGAAAAUUUUGAGGCGAGAAGCAAAAAAUGUUGUCUUGCAACUGAGAAAUAAUUAGGAAGCAAAGGUUUCGAAAUAAAAAAGGCGGGUGGGUAAUGUCAGAGACAUAACUGGAUGUCGUGAAUACGAAAAAAUUUACUCCCAUCACUUUUUCGAAUAUCAGUUAGUUGAUUGAUUGUAUGAAUUGUGCAAGCUUUCCCCUUUUUUCACAAAUAGAGUUUGAAGCGAUUUACCUACAUUAAAGUACAGAUUAGUUACAUUAAACAGCUACUAUUCUACAACUAUAUAUUCCAAACUUGAAACAAUUCCUUUUUAAUUUGCUAAUACAGGAGGCGAGGUACGACAAAUUUGUAGUUUAUUUUUAUUGAAGCUAUGAAGUUCGAAGAUAUCUGAUUCUUCUCGAAAUUUCAGUACGAGACAAUUGCAAUGUUCUACGGUAUGCAAGAGUAAUUUUAAUAAUAACAAUGA